ACGCACCCUCUCUUACUAUAUAAUCCUCAAAUUCAUUUCAUCCAUAUCCAAAACCUCCACCCAAAAAGGAAAAAGAAAAAAAGAGUUCAAAAAAAAAAAGAGCAAGACCACACUCUUAUGGACAAGUACGGCGACCCGGCUUCGAGUGUCAAGGCCACGGUUCCUGGUGGUGUUGGUGGCAGUAGUAGCAGUAAUAGCAGCAGUAUUAUGGGCAGCAACAGUCCCAGCUAUGCCCUUAAUGGGAAGAUAAUGCUCUGCUCCGCGAUCGUUUUCUUCGUCGCCCUCGUCGUCAUCCUCGGAUUCCACACAUAUGCUCGGAAGCUCUUCCCCUGCUGCCGUCGCCGCCGCAGCCGCCACCCCAGUGGUCUUGCACUUCACCACGCAGCCGCUGCAGCCCUGCCAGGCGGCCUGGACGUCUCUGUGCUCAAGUCCCUCCCCACCUUCACCUUUUAUGCUGCCGGUGGGAACCCCAGUAAUAACCUCGGCGACUGCCCCGUCUGCCUGUCGGAGUUCGAGGACGGAGAGACGGCCCGGGCCCUGCCCAAAUGCGGCCACGCCUUCCAUGUGGAAUGCAUCGACAUGUGGUUCCAGACCCACUCCAACUGCCCACUCUGCCGUGCCCCUGUUCAGGCCUGGUCCGAUGCGAACGCGCCUUCAACUGUGCCAACCGCCAUUUCAUUGCCAAGCCAGGGAAAUGAGAAUGGGAAUUCGGGUUCGAGUGAUUCUCCUGCUGAGGAGUUCGUGGUGAUUUCCAUAGAGACGCUUCCGUCAAUGGAGGAGAGGUUUAGGGGCUUGCCGGAGGAGCUGGGUUCCGGGUUGGGCGACAGAAACGGGGCCAAGUCUCCAGGUAAACCGGUUUGCUCUAUGAAAAGGAUUUGGAGUAUAUAAGGUUUUGGAGCAGAAAAUGGAAAACGGCAAACCGAAAAUGACAAGUAGGUAGUGUUUAGUUUGGGAACUUAGCAGGCGGGAAAAGAUUAGUGUAAGUGGAAAACAGUUCUGUACAAAUGGAAAAUUCAAUGAUAUAAGUUUGUUUUUUUUUUUUCA
This is a messenger RNA of Punica granatum (pomegranate), 1044 nucleotides long. NCBI's taxonomy places the organism in Eukaryota, Viridiplantae, Streptophyta, Magnoliopsida, Myrtales, Lythraceae. The record is from RefSeq and is a predicted model, not a curated record.